Messenger RNA from Zophobas morio, 2571 nucleotides. RefSeq names its product gastrulation defective protein 1 homolog. Bases 159 to 2036 code for a protein of 625 amino acids. Lineage: Eukaryota; Metazoa; Arthropoda; Insecta; Coleoptera; Tenebrionidae. The transcript is spliced from 3 exons. The record is from RefSeq and is a predicted model, not a curated record. Gene Ontology annotation, molecular function: protein binding. Gene Ontology annotation, cellular component: site of double-strand break; nucleus.
GCAAAGUUGAUCAGUGUGUUCAGUUAAUUUGUUUAUAUUUAGAAAUUUGUGUCGUUUAUGAUGUUUCCGAUGAUGGUUAUUUGUAGAGUUCAAAAGAAAACAUAACCUAAGAUUAGUAACGGAGUGCGUUUCAAGUCAGAAUAAAAAUUACGAGCAAAAUGAACAAAGGGAAGAUCAGUUUUGGAAAGAUCAGUGCCAAUUUUGGUCAAAAUGCCGAAAAAAUUGAGCCUAGUGGUACCAUUGGGACUUUUGGACCACCGAAGGCGAUGGAACUUCUUGAGGAUGACAGCAAAGAACAAGAACACAUUAAGGAAGUUAUGGGGAUAACGUCCUUCGGGAAAAAAGCCAAGAGUUUCGACAUUCAGGAAAUGAUGGCCCAGGUCAAAGCCACCGCCCGCGAGCUCACCAAAACCUCCGACCCGCCCCUGCCCGAGCCCCCCGAGGAUGAAGACGAGGACGACGACGACCUCAUCGGCCCGCCAAUCCCGACGGACCUCUUCCAAUCAACCCCCGACGAAACCCAACCGAGGAAUCCCGAAGACAGCGACAGCGAAUCAGAAGACGAAGAGCCCGACGUCCACUUCAUCCCGUGCUCCAACGAAGCAACCAUGACCCACGGCAACAAGGCCGUGACCGCGAUUAGCGUGGACCCGAGCGGGGCUCGGCUGGCGUCGGGUUCGGUCGACUACGAGGUGAGCUUCUGGGACUUCGCCGGCAUGGACUCGAGCAUGCGCAGUUUCCGGACGCUGCAACCGGCGGACAAUCACCCAAUCAGAUCGCUGAAUUAUUCCGGGACUGGGGACUUGUUGUUGGUGAUUUCUGGAGCUAGUCAGGCGAAGGUGUUAGAUCGGGAUGGGUUUGAGAAGUUGGAGACGGUGAAAGGGGAUAUGUACAUAACGGAUCAAGCGAAGACCAAGGGACACACGGCUGGGUUGUUGGCUGGGUGUUGGAACCCGCUCGUGAAGGAGGAGUUUUUGACGACGAGUGCCGAUGGGACGAUUAGGACGUGGGACUUUUACGAAGGGGGGAAGAAUCAUAAGAGUAUUGUCAAGUGUCGGGCGCAGAAUGGGUUGAAGGUGUCACCGACGGCGGUGACGUAUGGGCGUGAUGGGAAAGUUAUAGCUUGUGGGUGUGCUGAUGGGUCGCUGCAGUUGUGGGAUUCGAGAAAAAGCUCGGUGGCUCCGGCUAGUCAGGUACGGAAAGGACAUCUACCGGGAGAAAUCACCAGCAUUAGGUAUUCUCACGUUGGUAACAAUCUGGUUACUAGAAGUUGCGAUGAAACUUUGAAAUUGUGGGAUUUAAGAAACUUUAAAACCUGUAUCCAUCAGGUUACAGAUUUGUUCACUCGGUACGACACCACCGACGCCAUUUUUAGUCCAAACGACGCCAUUAUAGCGACUGGAAUGUCACUGCGCAAGAACGACACAGACGGUUACAUCUUCUUCUACGACUCAACAAACUUAUCUCUAAUUCAAAAAAUCCAAAUCACCAACUCACACACAAUUAAGCUCCUCUGGCAUCCCAAACUCAACCAAAUCUUCGUCGGCACAGGAAACGGCAUAGUUAAGUGUCUCUACGACCAGAAGUGGAGUCUGCGCGGUGCUACUCUCUGUGCUGCCAAAGUACACAGAAAAGCUCAACAUUCCGAGAUUGUGAGUACCCAACAAGUGAUAACACCACACGCGUUACCCCUAUUCAGACAAGAAAGACGUAAAACCAGUAGGAAACAAAUGGAGAAGGAUCGUCUGGAUCCUGUGAAGUCUCGAAGGCCCGAUUUGCCCAUUACGUCUGGUCAGGGCGGCAGAGUUGCCUCUAGUGGGGGUACUUUGAGCAGCUACGUUAUCAGGAAUCUCGGGUUGAGUAAGAGGGUGGAUGAUGACCAGGACCCAAGGGAAGCUAUUUUAAAAUAUGCCAAGGAGGCAGCGGAAAAUCCGUACUGGAUUACGCCAGCGUAUGCAAAGACCCAGCCAGACGUUGCAUCCAAAGGGAAGACUUCUGCGGACGAGCCCCCAGCGAAAAAGGCGAAGGAGGGCUGAAGUGUCGCUAUGUGGGGAAGUUUUACAGACGUUCCGGGUCAUCAGUCCAAUCAAUCACUGAUUUGGUCUUUGGAAUAGAUUUUGCAACGUCAUUGCGAUGAGCAAUCAGAGCCGAGUUUUUUAUUAAUGUUAGAUGUCGGCUGAUGUCUAUUUUGGGCUGCCGGUAGGAUUGUUACUGAUUAGGGUAUUAAAGGUGGACCUAAACUUUUAUUCUGGAUGGAUUGAUGACUGAGAACUAGGAGUUUGCAAGUUGGAAGACGUCUUAUAUUUUUUUAAAGAUUGCGAAUGCAACGAUGUAAUGCAAUGCAUUUUUUUUUGGUCUAAUAUUUAGAGAUUGAUUGUAUGGAGAUGAAUUUAGAGUAAUUUAUUGUAGUAAAUUUGUAUAAAUUGAUAUUUUUAGAUUUUUUGUUGAUUGGAUAGAUAUUGUAGAUAUUGUAUAUCGUAUCAAGUAUAAGCGGGCAGCCAUGUUAUAUUUAUAGUAGUGGAUAUGUAUGUGUCUGUACAGUUUUAACCAACAUAACAGUUUAAAAUCGUU